This is a messenger RNA of Cebus imitator (Panamanian white-faced capuchin), 1646 nucleotides long. It is a transcript of the gene RAB26, whose product is annotated as RAB26, member RAS oncogene family. The record is from RefSeq and is a predicted model, not a curated record. Gene Ontology annotation, molecular function: GTP binding; GTPase activity. Lineage: Eukaryota; Metazoa; Chordata; Mammalia; Primates; Cebidae. The transcript has 9 exons. Bases 153 to 926 code for a protein of 257 amino acids. Gene Ontology annotation, cellular component: Golgi apparatus; endosome.
GCGGGGGCGGGGCGCGAGCCGGGUGCCCGGGAUGAUGCCGCUGCCGCCGCCGGGGAAAGGGUUCGGGUCCGGGUCGGGCUCUGUGGGCGCGAGGAACGGGACGACCUGGGGCGCGACGGCUGCAGCGCCAGCACACUGAGCGCCUGCCAGCCAUGUCCAGGAAGAAGACCUCCAAGAGCAAGGGGGCCAGCGCCCCCGCUGCCUCCACUCUGCCCGCCGCCAACGGGCCCCAACCAGCGCGCUCCGGGACUGCGCGCCCCGGCCCCGACGCGCCGCCCAACGGGCCCCCGCAGCCCGGCCGGCCCUCUCUUGGCAGCAGCGGUGGCGACUUCUACGACGUCGCCUUCAAGGUCAUGCUGGUGGGGGACUCAGGCGUGGGGAAGACCUGCCUGUUGGUGCGAUUCAAGGACGGCGCUUUCCUGGCAGGGACCUUCAUCUCCACAGUAGGCAUUGACUUCCGGAACAAAGUUCUGGACGUGGAUGGCGUGAAGGUGAAGCUGCAGAUGUGGGACACAGCCGGUCAGGAGCGGUUCCGCAGCGUUACCCACGCCUACUACCGGGACGCUCAUGCUCUGCUGCUGCUCUACGAUGUCACCAACAAGGCCUCCUUCGACAACAUCCAGGCCUGGCUGACCGAGAUCCAUGAGUACGCCCAGCACGACGUGGCGCUCAUGCUACUGGGGAACAAGGUGGACUCUGCCCAUGAGCGUGUGGUGAAGAGGGAGGACGGGGAGAAGCUGGCCAAGGAGUAUGGGCUGCCCUUCAUGGAGACCAGCGCCAAGACGGGCCUCAACGUGGACCUGGCCUUCACAGCCAUGGCAAAGGAGUUGAAGCAGCGCUCCAUGAAGGCUCCCAGCGAGCCCCGCUUCCGGCUGCAUGAUUAUGUUAACAGGGAAGGUCGCAGGGCUUCCUGCUGCCACCCCUGAACCUGGCUGAGCUCAGUCCUCCGGAAGAAACUGCCCAGCCUCCAGAAAGCUGCAGGUCUCCAGGCCCUUCUGACUUUGUUGCCCUGUGGCCAAUGCCAGAGUGUGUUUCCAGGAGCCCCAGGUCAAGCCUUGCCCCUUCCUCCUCCCAGCAGCAAGCAGUCCCAACAAGCGGGCUUCUGAGAGCCCAUGGCCUGGGCACUGGCCGCCACGGAAAAGCGGUCUUCUGUAACAGAGGGUGCGCACCAAGUGGACAGACCUUGCUACGGUGCUCUGCUGCCCCCUCCUGGGCAUGCCUGGGUGAGGCUGGGCCAGGGCUGGCACUAUGCACAGUGCCUAACCCCCUAGAAAAGCCAUGUGUUCACCUGCACACGCUGCUCAGGCAGGUAAGGGAGGAGGAUGCCUGCCCAUGCCUGGGACAGAGGGCUUCAUUGCUAAUCACAUUGUGCAUUUGUAUGUCCUGGGAGCUGCUCCCAGCCCACCCUCUAGGAGGCUCUGGCUCAAACAGCAGCAGGGUCUUCCUCAGUGACCUCGGAGGAUGCCUGUGGCCUUGUGAUAUAAUGUGGGAAAUCACAUAAACGCCAGAAAAGGGUAACUGCCAGUCCGGCCUGGCCACAGCUGAGGUCUGUGAUUUCCAAACAAGCUCCACCUUGCACUAAAGUUGGCCUUUUAAUUGCAAGCCUUUGUUUUCAGUCCUAGUGAAUAAAGUUGUGUUUUCUGCAG